Talaromyces marneffei is the source of this 456-nucleotide messenger RNA. RefSeq lists its product as uncharacterized. The transcript is spliced from 2 exons. Bases 1 to 456 code for a protein of 151 amino acids. Lineage: Eukaryota; Fungi; Ascomycota; Eurotiomycetes; Eurotiales; Trichocomaceae. The record is from RefSeq and is a predicted model, not a curated record.
AUGCACUCCAAUAGCAUAUCUUUCCCGCAAAAACGCCAGCGCUCAGGGUCUUCUGCUGAGAUAUCACAAGGUUCGAAGAGAAAGAGCUCGCAUCCGCCUGUAGCGUAUUGGGAUAACCUAUCAAAGAUCUGGUUGACAGCAGAGUCGUUACGAGAGUUGGACCGAAGAACCAGCUCUGCUCCAGGAUUUCAGCACGCUGAGUUGAAAAAGGAACACCUUCACUUUGCACCUGACUUCCUCCGUGACUGCUCACCUACUCGAUUGAGGGAGAUCAAGAGCCUUGCAGCAUCGGGUGGCCCCGAUCUGACUGGCUUGAGAAAUUAUCCGCUUCCCCAAACAAUGAGCUCGCGUGUACAGAAACCCUAUGCAGAUCCUCCUCUAUCAGAAACCACCGGGAACACAAAGACGACAACCAAGACUACAGUCACCUCGGCCUAUAGUCGGAACUUUGAGUAG